ACGGGAAGCGCAGUCACCACGACUAACUCUCAUUAAGAUUAAGGAGAGCAACUAAUUAUUUUCACAGCUCUCUUUCCUCCCCUUGUUUGAAUUUCCCAACUCUUAUCAAUCGAGCACCUACAGCUCUGGUUCAGUCCCAAACUAAUCCAUCCGAAUCGCGAAGCGUCACACCACCACAGCCGUCGCAGCCACCGCCAGCGCCACCGCCACCACCACCUCCUCCAUCAUCGCCGACCGAUCCAAUCCAAAUAGGAGCAAGGAGCGUCACUUUUUGUUGUACGGACGUACGCUCCCUCCUUUCAACUUGUGCUAUGCCCGUGCUUUGUGCUUCCAAAAGAAACCCCCAUGGCCAUCCAUCUCUAUCCAAGCCACCCUAAUUUCUACGAGCAGGCAGCAUAGAAAUGAGGUGGAUAUACUUUGUUUAUGGAGUGCUACAACAAAGCCCACAUGAAGUGAAGCCACAAGUUUUUCCAGCAUGCGUGAAGAAGCGUCCUCAUGAGAAUCCAACCAUCCUAUCAUCAUCCAGGCCGUUUUACAGAUCUAACAUAAGCGUACCAAACCCAGUAAACACCUCAUUCAAUCCAUCGAAAGCCACCAGAACAGUGCUCUGUGGUUGUGUGGUUACCCAUUAGGGGUUCAAGGGGUGCAAUAAAAAAGACCAUCAAAGCACCAGUCAAACCAUAAACCAUUAAUCUAAGCAAGAAACAGUAGCUCAAAAUUAGUCGAUGUGCCUCUUUUGAGGCAGGUCUACGCUCUCCACAAAUAGUUUUUCCUCUGCUAAGAGUCAAAAGCUGGAGAUUUGAGGCAGGAAGAAGGAAACGGGGAGACCACUCCACAGACUGCCAAUCCAGACUGCAGCCCCCAAUACAACGAAGAGCUUGCCUCCAUCCAUCCGUCCGUCCAUCUAUCGGUCCCAUCACUUCCAGAAUCCACUCACCAUCAUGCAUUGCAAUAAAGCUUCCCUAUAAGCCUGAGGAAAAAAUCCACCCAAGCCAUAGAGAGCUCCAAUCGGAUCAGUGGAUGGACUGGAUGGAAGUCAGCCAGCCAAGCAGCCAGCCCACAAGCUCCAUGCACACACGCACACACCGAGGACGGUGGAGGACUAAGUCACUCUCACAAUUCAUAGGGGAGGCGUACCUCGAGUGAGAGAGUGAGGGAGUGUAUGUAUGUAAUAUUCGGUUGUUCUUCAGUUGUCACGGAGCUGUGGUGUGAGUGAGACCUCAUCCUAGGACUGGUGGCUUGGUUGGAACGAGUGGUCUUUGUGAGCGAGAAAGAGAGCUUGUACAAGUAGUGAACGUAUUCCUUCAGCGAGAUCUCAGAUCUGCAAAUCCGAGUAGUAGGACUUCAGGUAUUUAGGCGCCGUUCCUGAAUAUGGAUGAGGUAGAAUACACAGGGGAGUAUGUCCAAGCACAUGAGGACUUGGUCCUGGAUCACACGUGGUGGUGGGCUGUGCAGAUCUCAUUAUCCGUCGUGGCUUUGUUUGCCAACUUCAUCUUCCUCGUCACCGUCAUUUAUAACAGGAAACGUCAUGAUCUCCAAACUUUUGUCACGGCUAUCAUCAUCACCAUUGCUGUGCUCGACAUUGUGGAUGUGAUCCGGGUGCUGCCAGUCCUGGCGGAAUUUCUCUUCUUUGAGGAGAUCUUCAGGCACAUCUUUUGUUCAUUUGGGGUCUUUCACGAAUUGGCCGUGGCAGUAUUCCUGGUGAUCCUGAGUGUGGCAGUCUGUGUUCAGGCAGGAAAAGAAAUCAAAUUCUACCAAAGCAAAUCAUCAUGGAUUCAUAAGUUGAUGAUUCCAUUGGUCGUACUUUUGGCAGCGGGAGCAGCGGCUCCCUUCUUUCUUCUUCCAUAUGAGAGUUUGAGCCAUACAUGUACGGAUCCGUUCAGGGUCUUGAAUGUCACCAACAUGGAAUCCGAGGAGUUCAGCCUUGAUCUUUAUUCCACUUUGGUCAUGGUUUUCACCUACGUCUUGCCACUCCUGGUUAUCCCCAUAGCCGUGCCCAUUGCCUCUCUGAGGACUUGCAUUGGUCGACAAUGCUGUGUGUCGAGGUUUAAACAGCCCAUUGGAGAGUUAAUCAUGGUCACUUCCAUGAGUAUCAUCUAUCUGGCCACAGUGGUAUGUAUCAUCUUACCCAGGAUUGAUGACAUGUUAAAACUGGAAGCCGUUAAUCUGGGAAGAGCACCGUUGUUGUGGGAACUUGGGAAUGACGCCAUUCGACCUUUAAUCUACUUCAUGACCAACCCAGCCGUGUGGGAUGGACUUCAAAUUAUGUGCUGUAAGAAGAAAAACCGCUUGGUCAACGAAGACGACGAGGAAAUUGAAGUCCCUUUGAGUCCCGUGACCACUGUGUAACUGACCGGAGAAUAAAAAGUGGAGGACACUGUCAUUCAACCAUGUAAAGCUUAACACUAGAACUAGAAAUCUAUAUGUAAAUGCCUUCAGCCUGAAAAUUGCCAAGGAUCGCUUGUGUCAGAAUGAGACUCCCAAGAUUAACCGGCUUUGAUCAUGGAGCGUGGCUACAACACCAAAUAUGAAUGAUGUAAAAAGCUAAAUUGUACAAAAAUGGAUAUUACAUGAAAACCGACAACCAUAGCACACAAAAAUCCACAACCACCACAUAUGCAAUGUGUUUACAAGUAUGAUUGAUUGAUACAUCAGUACCUAACGAUUGUAGCAGAACUUAAUAAAUAUCAAUUUGUAUUUGUUGCCCCUC
This is a messenger RNA of Tigriopus californicus, 2710 nucleotides long. RefSeq lists its product as uncharacterized. Gene Ontology annotation, cellular component: membrane. The transcript has 6 exons. The record is from RefSeq and is a predicted model, not a curated record. The coding region runs from base 1372 to 2349 and encodes 325 amino acids. Lineage: Eukaryota; Metazoa; Arthropoda; Copepoda; Harpacticoida; Harpacticidae.